GAAUUAUAAAUAUCUUGGCUGAGUGACCUAAAAAGCAAAGCAUUGGCACUUACUCCAAGGUAAAUAAAGAACUAACUUUAAUAUUUCGAUUUUCAAUGCUAUCUUAAGCUCAGACAAAGUCUUAACAUACGGGAUUCGAAACAUAAUAUUCUACUGUUUCACCAAUGCCAUUCCCAACGAGAGUUCUGGGCAAGAAUGGCCCUGAAGUAACAGCAAUUGGCAUGGGUCUGAUGGGUCUAAGCGCUUUCUAUGGAAAGAUCACCUCAUUCAAAGAGCGCCUCCAGUUCCUCGAUCAGCUCUAUGCCUCUGGGGAGAGAUUUUGGGACACAGCCGACGCAUACGGCGAUAGCGAGGAGCUGCUCGGCAUGUGGUUCAAGGCGAACCCCGAGAAGCGACAAUACAUCAUCCUGGCCACCAAAUUCGGGAACAUGGGUCACGGGUUGGCUCGGACUGAUGCAGCCUACGUGCCUGAAGCAUGCGCAAAGAGUUUGAAGGCUCUGAACACGGAUUAUAUAGACCUCUAUUAUGUUCAUCGAGCCGACCCCAAGGUACCAAUCGAAGAGACAGUGUCUGCCAUGGCUCAGCUCAAGGUACAAGGAAAGAUUAAAUACUUGGGCCUGUCGGAAGUAUCCUCUACAACUCUUCGUCGCGCCCACUCCGUUCACCCGAUCACGGCAGUGCAGGUCGAGUAUAGCCCGUUCACCCUUGAGAUUGAGUCGGAACAGACAAGAAUACUGUCCACUUGCAAGGAACUGGGGGUUGGUGUGGUCGCAUACUCGCCACUCGGCCGAGGAUUCCUGGCUGGGCAGCUGCGCGGGCCUGAAGAUCUUGACAAGGACGACUGGCGCCGUACUGUACCUCGCUUUUCCGCAGAGAACUUUUUAAAGAACCUGGAACUGGUAAAUGAAUUGACUUCCUUUGCUGAGCGUAAGGGCUGCUCAACGGGUCAGCUAGUCUUGGCGUGGUUACUGAAGCAAUGGGAUAUGGUGGUACCAAUCCCAGGUACAACAAAGAUAGCCAACUUCAAGGAUAAUAUGGGUGCGCUGGAUAUUAAGCUUAGCGCCACCGAGGUACAAGAGAUAAGGUCCGCAGUUACUAAGGCUGAGAUUAUUGGUGACCGUUACCCGCCAGGUUGGAGCCGAACGCUGUUUGUAGAUACAGUAGAGUUGAAAUAGCAGG
Messenger RNA from Trichoderma asperellum CBS 433.97, 1179 nucleotides. RefSeq lists its product as uncharacterized. The record is from RefSeq and is a predicted model, not a curated record. Gene Ontology annotation, cellular component: cytoplasm. NCBI's taxonomy places the organism in Eukaryota, Fungi, Ascomycota, Sordariomycetes, Hypocreales, Hypocreaceae.